Pungitius pungitius (ninespine stickleback) is the source of this 4796-nucleotide messenger RNA. RefSeq names its product polycystin-1-like protein 2. Gene Ontology annotation, molecular function: calcium channel activity; protein binding; calcium ion binding. Gene Ontology annotation, cellular component: membrane. Gene Ontology annotation, biological process: detection of mechanical stimulus. NCBI's taxonomy places the organism in Eukaryota, Metazoa, Chordata, Actinopteri, Perciformes, Gasterosteidae. The coding region runs from base 1 to 4365 and encodes 1454 amino acids. The record is from RefSeq and is a predicted model, not a curated record. The transcript is spliced from 27 exons.
AUGGAAAUUCACACUGCAGUCAGUGCCAUUUUGGAGGGAGUGUGCAGUAUCCUGGACAUUUGUCCCAAUAAAGACGUCUGUGAUGCCGCUUUGCUUUCUAUGAGCAAUACACAGAGUGCACUGUUAGCAUUUAAAGAGGUCGACAAAGCGUCAAUCAUCCUCCGUAAGCCUCACUUUCGUGUGUUUGUCAAUAGAGUGACACUGGGAAACUUACAUAAAGAGAUUAUAAACAUUCCCAACAGUUCCAGCCUCACAUUUUCUCUCCCAGCACUCUCCAAUAUAGGACCUUCAGACGAACCAGUGGAUGUACGAAUGCUGAGUUUAGACACAAACCCAUUUUCCUGGAAUAAAAGGGGGAACAUCAGUGGCCCAAUAGGUGCUCUCUCCCUCACCAGAGAAGAUGGUUCUAUAAUCCCUGUGGAGAACUUGAGCGAAAACAUAGAGAUUCUUAUACCAAGACCUGUAGGAGAGAAGGUGGAAACCACUGUUUUGGACCUGGGGAACUACAGCACAGUGAUCAUAAACAUUUCUUCAGAUGAUUCUACGCUGGUAUUAAAGAUGGUGCCUUCAAAUGAUCCUUUACCCUUCAAACUGUACCUUGGUUAUAUGGACUACCCCACUGAAACAAAUAAUGUUGCAAUGACAGAGAUGCCUCACCAGGGAGAAACACAAGAGGAGAGAUACACUUGGCUACUGGACCCUAGAGAUUUCAAGAGAUACAGGGGAAAACACUAUCUUGUAGUGAGGCCCAUUGUAGGUCCCGGUAUAAAAUCCAUCAAUGCAAGUUUGUCCAUCACCUCCUUCACUACCGCCUGUAAAUUCUGGAAUGAAUCAACGUCGGAGUGGAGCACUUCAGGAUGCAGGGUUGGCGUUCAAACCACACCUCUAGUAAUCCAGUGCCUCUGCAACCACCUCACCUUCUUCGGGAGCUCUUUUUUCGUCGCUCCCAACACUGUAGACCUGUCACAAACCGCGCAUCUGUUUGGGACUUUUGGUGAAAACCCUGUGGUUGUCUGCUUUGUGGGGUCCCUCUUUUUGGUGUAUCUUUUGGCGAUUGUGUGGGCACGACGAAAAGACAUUAAAGACAUCGUGAAGGUGAAGGUAACUGUCCUGGAGGACAACAACCCCAUGGACGAGAACCGCUACCUGUUGAGUGUCAGCACAGGGUAUCGGAGAGGAGCCUCCACUUCCUCACAGGUGACAAUCACUCUGAUGGGUGCGGAGGGAACCAGUGAACCACAUCACCUGACGGAUCCAAAGAAACGUGUGUUUGAGAGAGGCGCGGUAGAUGUGUUCCUGCUAACUACACCCUUCUCCCUGGGAGACCUGCAGGGCAUCAGACUGUGGCACAACAACUCAGGAAGCCAUCCUGCCUGGUAUGUUGGCAAUGUUGUGGUUCAUGAUAUACAGACGGAUCAGAAAUGGCAUUUUCUAUGCAACUCCUGGCUGGCUAUAGGCAUGGGGGAUGGUUCUGUGGAUUUAGUCGUUCCUGUUUCUACGGAAAUGGAUUUGAAGAGAUUCAGUAACUUGUUCUAUAUGAAGACCACAAAGGAUUUCAGUGAUGGACACCUCUGGUACUCUGUGAUCAGUCGACCACCAGGCAGCAACUUCACUUGUGUUCAGAGAGUCUCCUGCUGUUUUACACUGCUGCUCUGCACCAUGCUGACCAGCAUCAUGUUUUAUGGGAUCCCAACGGAUCCCUCGGAGCAGACCAUGCACUUCGGUCACUUUGAGUUUACCUGGCAGCAGUUCAUCGUCGGAGUUCAGAGUUCCCUCAUCAUGUUUCCCAUAAACAUCCUAAUUGUUAGCAUUUUUAGAAGCACUCGCGCACGGGAGACGUCUUGUUGCAAGCGCAAAACCAAAAAGCCCGACGCCCUUGGACUGAAUUCGUUCUUACAGACUGUGACCACCAACACAGAGGUUGAUGUUUCUUUGGAUACCAUCAUCAAGGAUAUCACAAGAAUUGCUUGUUCUCUGUCUAACAACAUGAAAAGCAACAUACAAAACAUGGAGUCUGGACAAGGCGUUGAUGUCAAUGCUGUUCUCUCCAUGGUGGAGGACUUUAUCAAACCAAAUAAAACCACCAUUGACUUCACAAAGCACCAAAUGCAGAGCUCUAGCAACCUCGCUCAGCCUCAGCCACCAGAGGGCGGUCCAGGGUCUACAAUGGAGGGGAUUCAAAGGAAGAGCAGCAAAACCCAGUAUCUGUACCGGCAGUUGUGUCACAUCGACAAGCGGCUGAGUCUGUUGGGUCCGUCGGGCUUCCCGACCCCGCACAGUUACAGCCGAGCUCUUCAACAGAUCCAGGGAAUCAAGGAGUGUCUUGAAGAUCAGCUUGGUUGUAUCAACCCAGAUGAAAUCACCCAGAACAGGUUGAGCCCAGCAGACAGCAGCGAUGGUGGUGAUGGUCACAGGAAGAGGGCGUGCUGUCAUCGAGGGCUACCCUGGUGGUUCGUCUUUGUGGGCUGGCUGCUAGUGAUCGCAUGCAGUUUUGUCUCUGGGUUUUUCACGAUGCUUUAUGGGUUGAAAUUUGGGAAGGAUCGCUCUGUAAGCUGGUUGGUGUCCAUGAACGUCUCCUUUUUCCAGAGCGUGCUUGUCAUUCAGCCAUUGAAGGUGCUCUGUCUUGCUGUCUUCUUUGCUCUUGUGAUAAAGAAAGUUGAAAAUGAAGAUUUCCAAAAUGUAGAGUUUGAAGGAAAGACAGGUGGUUAUAAGGAACUACAAAUGAAGAGACAGAAUUCCAGUAUCUAUAAGCCUCCUCCUGCUGCAGACAUUGAGAAGAUGAAAAGGAAAAAGGUCAUGGAACAGAAAGCCUUUGCCCUCUUCAAAGAAAUAUUGACCUACGUGGUCUUCAUGUGGAUGUUGCUGCUGCUAGCACACGGCCAGAAAAAUCCCAAUGUCUUUUUCCUGCAUCGUCACAUCCGAGAUAGCUUCAGUAGCAAAACCUCAGACACCAUGAGUCUUGCAGAUGUGUUCACUUGGGCCAACACAUCUCUACUAAGUAACCUUUUUGGAGUUUAUCCAGGAUUCAUCACUGAUGGAAACUCCAAGCUUGUAGGUAAUGCUCGUCUUCGUCAACUGAGAGUGCAGGGCAACUCCUGUCAGACUGCAGGACCUAUGCUCCAGGUUGCACCAGACUGUAACGCUCUGAAUUCUUGGGAGGCUGAGGAUAUGGGGUCCUAUGACACCGGCUGGAACCACUCGGAGAGGGUUGAUACCUCUACAGGCACAUCUAGCCCGUGGACAUACCAGACGCAGUCUGAGCUCAGGUCUUAUCCCAUCUGGGGCCAAAUGGUACUCUACAGGGGAGGUGGCUAUGUAGCGGAGCUCGGCCCGGAUUCACAAAAUGCCACCAGCACCCUCGACUACCUGUUCACGAAUACAUGGCUGGAUGUGCACACAAGGGCGAUCUUUGUUGAGUUCACCGUGUACAAUGCGAACGUGAACCUCUUCUGCAUCGUCACUCUCCUGCUGGAGACAAGUGCUGUGGGAGCUUUUCAGUUCCACAGCGAGCUGCACAGCGUUCGGCUUUACCAAUCAAGUGGUAAUCUUCACAUCUUCGUAAUAGCUGCUGAGAUCAUACACCUGCUUUUCAUCCUCUAUUACAUGUUCCUGCAGGGAAAACUGAUGAAGCAGCAGCGCUGGGCUUACUUCAGGUGCAAGUGGAACCUCCUCGAGCUGACUAUCAUCUUACUGAGCUGGAGUGCCGUGGCUGUCUUCAUCAAGAGGGCCGUGAUCGGAAACCGCGAUAUGACCUACUACGAGAACCACAAGCACCAAUUUGCAAGUUUUUACGAGACCGCCACAACCGACGCAGUGCUCCAGUAUCUGGUGGCCUUCCUGGUCCUCCUGGCAACCUUCAAACUGUGGCACCUGCUUCGACUGAACCCCAAGAUGAACAUGAUCACCGCCGCCCUGCAGCGGGCCGGGAACGACAUAUCCAGCUUCCUUGUGGUCAUUUUAAUCAUGUUUGUGGCGUAUUCCGUUUCGUCCAACGUGAUUUACGGCUGGAAGUUGUCCUCGUAUAAAACUUUUAUGGAUGCAUUGCUGACCAUCAUCAGUUUGCAGAUAGGUAUCUUUAACUAUGACGAGGUCCUGGACGGCUCCCCUUUGCUCGGCGGAUUACUGUUUGGUUCCUGCAUCGUUUUAGUCACGUUCGUGGUGCUCAAUCUCUUACUCUCUGUGAUCCUGGUGGCCUUCAAGCGGGAGCGACUACACCACAAGCCCUCAGAGGAGGAGGAGAUAGCCAACCUGAUGCUGAAGAACAUCUGCGGUCUCUUCGGGAUCAGAUACGGAGACACAAGUGACGUCCACAGGCCUGAAGCGAAGCAGGACCGUGGCCAUGAACAACAGCAGAAAUACUCUUAAGCUCACUGAAGGUGAUGUAAAAAAAACAUCUGAGAUCUCGGUAAACACAAAGCUUUAUUUAGUUCCAUUUGUGUUCACGUGUGUUGUUGUUUGUUUUUCUUCGCUUGACCACUAGGCCUUUCCUGAAUUACUCCAUGAAGAAUCUGAAAUAUAACGGAAGGAAAUAAUUACAGCAUAUACACUGCUGUUCAGGUUUUAAGGGCCGGCAGCAAAACCUUUUUACACACUUCUCUCUCGAAGGUUUAGGUCCUUUCUAGUUGCUUUUGUGUGUUAUUUACAAUUAAAUCCCACAUUAAAUUGGAAAGAGCAGACAUCAUCAUUAGUCGUUUUUUAAAUUGUAACCAUCAAAUUAUAUAUAUUUAUAUAUAAAUCGAACCAGCUUCUUGUUUCUCAAUGUUUUCUACAAUAUACAAUAUACACAAUACAAAUAG